AUGUCUGUGCUCGAUUCCAGGUCUUCAGAGAACACAAAAGCAGCCAGCAAGAUGACCUUCGACUAACAAAAUGCACCGUCGGACAAUGACUCAGGCUGCGCGCUGGAGGAGUACGCAUGGGUCCCCCCGGGACUCAAGCCUGAACAGGUCCACCAAUAUUUCCGCUGUCUCCCAGAAGAGAACAUUCCAUACGUCAACAGCAUCGGAGAGAAAUUCCGUGUUAAACAGCUCCUCUACCAGCUCCCACCUCAUGACAAUGACGAAAAGUACUGCCAAUCACUCAGUGAAGAGGAGAAGAUGGAACUGCGUGUUUUCAGUGGACAGCGGAAGCGGGAGGCCCUGGGGCGUGGAAUUGUCCAAGUCUUCCCGCUAACUGCAUCCGGAGCACUGUGUGAAAAGUGCGGUGUGAAGAUGAAUGGUGGCGAUGUGGCCGUCUUCGCUCAGAGAGCAGGGAACCACACCUGUUGGCACCCUCACUGCUUCGGUUGUAUCACCUGCCAGGAGCUACUAGUCGACCUCAUAUACUUCUACCAGGAUGGAAAGAUAUACUGUGGUCGACACCACGCUGACCUGUUUAAACCCCGCUGUGCAUCAUGUGACCAGUUGAUCUUUGCCGAAGAGUGCACAGAGGCAGAAGGCAGAUAUUGGCACAUGGACCACUUCAGCUGCACUGAGUGCGAAGCCAUUCUUGGAGGCCAGAAGUACAUUAUGAAGGAAGGGCAGCCAUACUGCUGCGGCUGUUUCGAAAUGCUUUACGCAGAGUACUGUGAAACCUGCAGAGAAAUCAUUAGUAUUGACUAUGGACAAAUAACAUUCAGUGGUCAGCAUUGGCAUGCAACCAGCUCUUGCUUCUGUUGUUCUCAAUGCAAGAAGCCUCUCUUGGGCUGCGCCUUCACCUACAGGCACGGCCAGGUCUUCUGCUCAAUCAUGUGCAGCCAAGCGGAAGAACCUGUCAGCUCUGAUUCCUCAGACUCAGCUGUUCAGUCAACACAGUCCCAAGAAUCGAGUUGUAUUUUCAGUCUCGGAGAAGACCACAUGGCCGCCAAUGCCUCUGGCGGCUCCUCGCCCGAAAACCCUCACUACGGUCAGACCGCUGAGACGCUGCCUGUGGACAACUCAGAGCCUCGGCUUCAACAUGGGAACAUUCCCAGUGUCGGCGGCCAGACACCUGGUGGUACUGAUGACCUUGUCUUGGUGCUCAAAGGCCAGUACAAGAGUCCUGUCCAAAUCCAGCACUGGCAGACAGGCUAUGAGAUGGUGAAAGAUGAGGCUGAAUCUCGGGGUGAAGUCAGGAGAUCAGAGACGUCGCAUCCAGACUGCGUCACAAAAGAGAGGGGACUUCCCGUUGGAAUACUGAACCACAAUCAAGAACUAGCAAAUGGAAGUGGCCAUUUGGCAAUGUCAUGCAACUUCAAUUGGCUUAAAGGUGGACUCAAGAAUGCCAUGAAAGUCAUUGAUACGUCCAUGGUUAAUAAGGGACAGGAAGGCUGCUCUGUUGAAAAGCAUGGGUUGGAGCAGGCUAUAGCUUCAGAACCUUCUUCUCUUGAUCAGAGCUUGGCGUUCAGACAGCAGCUGGACACCUACUGCGUUCAACAGGCAGGUCAGCCAAGGGACAUAUCAGAAGGCUCCAACAAAGCCCUGUGGAGCAAACACAAUCAAUGGUUGGAUGUUCAAACCGGUUCAGAAAAUCACACACAGGAUCAGCAAGCAAAGCCAGGAAAUCCACCACAGACUUCGAAAGACAAGGGAACCGGACAGAAAAUUGGAAGAAGCCAAAUGGAGUCCUCAGCAACAAGCCAGAGUACAGGAACUGUGAACGAAGAUGUAUACAAGACGUCAAAAUCAUUUAGACCCACUGACCACGAGACUGGAAAGGAAGUAGAAAUACAGACCAACUUUGGAAUUCUGAAGGCAUACUCCCACAAAAGAAGCACAGAGUCUCUCCACCUCGUGAACAAGCAGCCAGAGGGAGCGCCACAAAGGCCAAGACGGAAGCCGGACUCAGCCCCUCCGUUGCGGAGAACUGCAGCCCAACUCAGACCCCAAAAAAUCACCUUCUCUGACACGGUGGUUUCGAAACCGGCGGAGAGAGGCAGAUGGUACCAGGUCCCAAUGAGUGAGCAAACUCAGAGGAAAGUGUACAGGCGCAAGGGGAGCUACCGUAGCCAUCACCACCAGUGUGGGAGAGUUCAACGUUCAUGUUCUGAUGAAGCCCUCCACACAAUCACCGAGAGAUCCAUAGAGAGUCCAAAUAAUCGCAUUUACUUGGAACAUUAUAACCAGUUGAUCCACACAACUGGAUGCCCUGAACCACAAACAAAGCCACCCCACAGACAACAAACCUUUCAUGGGGCGGGGGGUCACGUUUUUCAGAAUUCCGCCUCAAAUGACGUCUUGGGUUUGCGUUGCGAAGAUGACAAUCCCUGUUGUUCCACCUGCUCCUCCUCAUCCUCUGACUCGGAAGAGGAGGGCUACUUCCUCGGACAGCCUAUUCCGCAGCCCAAGACGAGCAACGGCUUCCACCUCAGCCGGGAGCCCUGGAAACCUGAUGUGGCGCCUGACGUCCUGUUGGCGCAGAGAGGUAAAGCUGACAGGAAGCGGGAGAGCAGGAGCAAAAACUGUACCAUUGCCUAGACAACCCAUAGACUUGGUG
Pristis pectinata (smalltooth sawfish) is the source of this 2653-nucleotide messenger RNA. RefSeq names its product prickle-like protein 1. Gene Ontology annotation, molecular function: zinc ion binding. The record is from RefSeq and is a predicted model, not a curated record. Lineage: Eukaryota; Metazoa; Chordata; Chondrichthyes; Rhinopristiformes; Pristidae.